Molecule: messenger RNA, 3210 nt
Organism: Colletotrichum lupini
Lineage: Eukaryota; Fungi; Ascomycota; Sordariomycetes; Glomerellales; Glomerellaceae
Exons: 22
Coding region: 1-3210 (1069 amino acids)
Source: RefSeq, a predicted model, not a curated record
AUGGACAUGCUCACAAGCAACAGCAUGGUUUCGACCGUGUUCGACAGCACAGAAGAAGACAUAUCGUUAGCUGGCGUUUCGUCCCUAAAUCAUAUCGGCAUCGUCCUCGUGUCGUCUCAUAUCAUCGUUGUCAUCGUGCUGUCGUCCCUUCUCCCACGAGGAUUCAACAUCGCCCGAAAGCUUCCCCAGACUGCUGCACCCCAUUUUGUUUACCAAGCCGCAAGAAGCAGGCACUGCUGCACUGGCAGGCAGGCCGCCAGCGUGCUCCGCACUUCUGGGAACAAAGUUUGCGCCAAAAGCGCAGGGCUGCGCAAGGUGCAGGUUGGCGCAUUGGAAUACUUUGGUCAGCGCAUUCCACUAGCAAACGGUUUGGCGCCGGGGGACGUUCGGAACGACGAAGUAAGUUCUCGCAAGCUUGCAAGUUGCAGGGAAGAUGACGGAGCAACUCACCUGACAGCUAUGGAGGCACGGAGGUAUCUGUAUAGCAAGGACGAGAGGGAUGGCAGGAUAUUAGAAGGUAUGGAGGGAGCGUUGGCGCGGGGGUUGCGCGUCGUUGUGUUGGGAAGGCCUUGUCCGAAUCAAAUUUGUGUCUGGAAAGCCUCAUCCUCAAGGACCGACCCGGAAAACAAGAGUGGCAAACCGCAACAGCUGUGUGCGAUAACGCCGGGCACGGGGCUGGCUGCGCAGGCCGGUGCAUCCGCAAAUGCAAAUGUGAAGGCGGAACUGGGGCGUUCCUAUUCGGUAUGCAUCCUGCUUUCCAUUUUACUCAAGACGGAAGGUGGAAUCGGUGGAAGGUUGAAAGGGCUCGCAAGGGGCGUUUACGUCAUUGAGUGUUUCGAAACAUAUCCCACGAUGCCCCUUCCACGCUCGGUUUCCCCCAUGUUUGGGGGCGUGAAGAUGCGGCAAGCACAGCCAGCCCUACCGAGUACCGAGAGCUCCGUACGCAUACACCUGCCUCGACAUCAGAUGUGGCAGCCGCCCGGAAGCCUCGCCUUCCUCUCCCGCCUCGCCUUACCUUACCUUAGAAAGCGAAACCCCACAUUUGCCUUUCUUAACGCCAACGUCUGUCUCCUACCAGGUCAAACCCAUCCCCUCACCCCUCAGCGCGAGUCGACCACAUCGGAUCAAGAUUACAUGGCUAUGUCCUGUCAACAAUACCCUGCCUUUCGAGUUCCAUCCACAACAAGUCUGAGCAAUGAUGGCAUCCGCACGCUCACCAUGUACUUCAUCGUCGAUGCUUUCCUCGUUCGCGGCUUUGACCAAGUAGCUCCAUGCUAUUCUGUUCUUGUCCUGACCGAUUCGCACCGUUACUCGCGUGCUGGCACAAGGCUUGCCGGCUCCAGCAAUCCCGCCAUUAGAAGAUGCAGCUACAUGGCUCGCGGCCCUGCCUCUUUGGCCUCUGCCAUGGCAUUUGGGCUUUGGCCUUUCCCUCUGCUCUUACGGCCAUGUCCUUCCAUGGCAUUAAACUGGAGCUACGGGAUCAACACGAACAUUCCGAUGCUGCCAGGGAGACUCGUCUGCAACAGGAUACGCGCGUCACCUGUCAUUCGCUCCACCAUCUUCAGAAGCCGAGAAGCUCACACAACAUACAACCGAGCUUCCGACGUUGACUACAACACUUCAGCGGCUCCAUCUCGCAUCCUGCGCAUCCUGGACACGCUGGCUCUCAGACAGAUGCCGCUUAGCAUCGUCAAAAUGGCUGCUCCAUUAUUUCCAAUGCAACCGCACACCCGCAAAAUGCGAGAACAGGAAAUUUCGACUUCGAGAAACCAUAAAUCCAAAUCAAUGCCUGUUCACAGGGUUAUCGAAUUGCAUGGCUUCGAGCAGCAACAUCAAGUCACCAACAGCACCUCAUUUCUCAAUAACAACAGCAGUAUCCGUACGGAUAUGCAAGGCCUCCCUCCUCCCCCCACAGCUAGGGCUUCGCUGCCGUCCCGGACCCUAGAUAAUCGAGCCUUGGGGAACAAGAGAAAACGACCAAGCGGCCAACGGCCAGCGCGCAUCCUGAGCCCAGAGACAAGAAACAACACGAUGGUACUCUGCGCUUCAGGCACCCCAGGCACAGGAACCUUGACAAAGACAACAGAAAACGGUCAUGAUCGACAUUCCCCGCUCGUCUCCAUACAGUUCAAUGCCAAGGGAGCUGUCUGGAGUCUCUCUGGAUUGCUUGAUUGCUUUGGAGAGACAAGAAGACCCGCCUUUGGGGAAUCCAUGUCGAUUCUGAGACAUUCCCUGGUCAAUUCAAUCAGCAAGGGACGGCAGCCAAUGCGCACCCCUUUACAUAGACGCACUCCUUUCAUAACAACUAUCGCCAAGGGUGCUUUUGAUGAGCAACCCUAUUCAACCCCGUCCUCGACAUUGCAUUUCUUCCCUCUCGAACUUCAAUCCACCACCAACGUUGCACCCGAGGCGCUGUGGGUCGUGCCCUCACUAUUGACCAUCACCGACUUUGGCAGCCCGGCCGCCCGCAGCCCGCUCAUCCGCUUGGACGGUAAUAUGACAGAUUGCCUACAGAUUCCGGCCGACAGAGAAUGUUUCCUUCAAUGCGACCCUGUCGUUGUUUUGGGAGAGAAGAUCAGUCAGGUGCCGUUCCGCCGCCGGACUCUGGGCGGUGAUCGGCGCCGUCAUCAUCUCGGGUAUCUGGAUCAGGUGGCACUCCACGCUCAACUGCACCUCAUUGACGGCUCCAUGAAUUCUCCUGUGCGUUCGGCCCUACUCAAUGCCGUUGACUGCCAGAAGCUUUGGGGGCCAGGCUUAAUCAUCCCGUGGCUCACCGAGCCGUCGCGCCGUUUUCCAAUAGACUCAUUGCUCGGUCAAGGGACGAGCGCGGCUUUCUCGUGUACGGAGUACGGAUGGAUAGCCGGCUGUCGUCGCCACCUACCAUCGGGUUCUGCAUGUGGAGAGGACGCGUUCGCUCCCCUUGAGCUGAUGGAGCCGGGUCUCGUCGGGUUGCCUGCCAUGGAAGCUUUUCCCAACCAGCAUGUCCCACUCUCAACGACAAGAAAUCAUCAUGUCGAGAUCCCACUCCAUCGACGAAGCCAUUUCAAAAACUGCUGGAUCAGCGCUGAGGUGCUUGUCAGUCUCCGCUACGUUGGCUGGUUGGCACGUUCUCAGACUUCGAAGUCUGUUCACUCACCUGGGUCCCCGGGCUCAUCGGCGACCUUAACGUUGCUGCUAUCAACACUUUGGGCAUGGACCUCCCAUGUCUAG